Molecule: messenger RNA, 3425 nt
Organism: Xenopus laevis (African clawed frog)
Lineage: Eukaryota; Metazoa; Chordata; Amphibia; Anura; Pipidae
Gene: txnrd1.S
Product: thioredoxin reductase 1 S homeolog
Exons: 18
Source: RefSeq, marked reviewed
CAUUGAUGAAUUGCUUUUCUUUUAACCUACAACAAAGGGACUGUAGCUGAACACCAUGUAACAAUGAUACAGGAAAUAAUCCACCUUGUGUUGCCUGUGUUGAUGGUCUUUUCCCAGUGCUGUGUUACUAGGGAUAUUAUUCUUUUGAUAACAUAAUCAUGCAAUUGGUCUAUCUACAGGGCUGAAAUAUAGAUGUGCAUCAGUUUCAGCUAAGGUUAACUAAGCAGGUGCUGAUAAGAGAAUAUAAAGGAGAGCUCCUGGCUUCACUGUGCAACUGCUGGGGAUAAUGGUUCCAGAGCUUCACAAUGGGCAAUUCUGUGAAGAAAGGGAAAGCUGUAUUUGUCGAUCAGACUCAAGUCAAGAGCAUGCGGCUCUACAAAGCAGCUUUAGAAGAUCAGUGCGGAAAAUCACCAGAAAUAACCAAACUUAAAACUAAUGAAAAUGAUGACAAUGGAUGGAGAACAAGCAAGGAGAAAAGUGGCCUUAAAAUCGAAAUUGAGGAAUACAUCUGUUCCAGUGAUGUUGUGAUCUUCAGCAAGACAUCAGUCGACAGCUGUGCCAAAGUAAAGGAUCAUUUUGACAAAAUGGGAAUUACAUAUCUGACAGUAGAGCUAGACCAAUUAGACAACGGCAACCAGCUGGAAGAACUGCUGUACGAGCAAACCAUGGAGUCAUCUUUACCCAGUGUUUUUGUGAAGGAGAAGCAUAUAGGAAGCUAUGAGGACAUUUUAAAGUUGUCUAAAGAAAACAUGUUUCAGAAACUUCUAGAAACUAAAGAAGAUAAUCCCGACCAAAUCACAUAUGACUAUGACCUUAUAGUUAUUGGUGGUGGAUCAGGAGGGCUAGCUGCUUCUAAGGAGGCUGCAAAGUAUGGCAAGAAAGUGCUGGUACUAGACUUUGUGACUCCAUCACCCCUUGGCACAAGAUGGGGUCUUGGAGGAACCUGUGUAAACGUAGGCUGCAUUCCCAAGAAGCUAAUGCAUCAGGCGGCUUUGCUAAGACAGGCUUUGAAAGAUUCUCAGAAAUAUGGAUGGCAGAUAGAAGACAAUAUACAGCACAACUGGGAAACAAUGACAGAUUCUGUUCAGAACUAUAUUGGUUCUCUAAAUUUUAACUACAGAGUCGCCCUAAUGGAAAACAAUGUGAAGUAUGAAAAUGGCUAUGGAGAAUUUGUAGGACCACAUACAAUCAAGUCAACAAAUAGUAGAGGAAAAGAGAAAUACUUUACAGCAGAAAAAUUUCUCAUUGCCACUGGUGAACGGCCACGAUACUUAGGUAUUCCCGGAGACAAAGAAUACUGCAUUACAAGUGAUGACCUCUUCUCGCUUCCUUACUGUCCGGGGAAGACUCUGGUGGUUGGAGCAUCCUACGUUGCCUUGGAAUGUGCUGGGUUUUUGGCAGGACUUGGUCUAGACGUUACCGUUAUGGUGCGUUCCAUUCUCUUAAGAGGUUUUGAUCAGCAAAUGGCCAACAAAAUUGGCGAAUACAUGGAAGAGCACGGAGUGAAAUUCAUCAAACAAUUUGUGCCAGCUAAGAUAGAACAAAUGGAAGCAGGGAAACCUGGGAGGUUAAAGGUAACAUCACAAGCACCUGAUGGCACAGAGACAACAGACGAAUACAACACAGUUCUGCUGGCAAUUGGAAGGGAUGCUUGCACAAGAAAUAUUGGACUUGAAAUACCUGGAGUAAAGAUAAAUGAAAAAACAGGAAAAAUCCCAGUUAAUGAUGAGGAGCAGACUAAUGUGUCUUAUAUCUAUGCCAUUGGAGAUGUCAUACAGGACAAACUAGAGCUCACUCCUGUAGCUAUCCAAGCAGGCCGCCUACUAGCCAAGAGGCUCUAUGGAGAUUCAACUCUAAAGUGUGACUAUGUAAAUGUACCAACGACAGUAUUUACCCCUUUGGAAUAUGGUGCUUGUGGCUUAUCCGAAGAAAAUGCUAUCCGACACUACGGAGAGGAGAAUAUAGAGGUCUACCACAGUUACUUCUGGCCUCUAGAAUGGACAGUACCAGUAAGGGACAAUAACAAGUGUUACGCAAAGAUCAUCUGUAAUCUGAAAGAUAAUGAAAGAGUUGUGGGCUUCCAUGUCCUCUCUCCGAAUGCUGGAGAAAUAACGCAGGGAUUUGCAGCAGCAAUUAAAUGUGGCCUCACUAAAGAUCAGCUGGAUAACACAAUAGGAAUUCAUCCUGUCUGUGCAGAGAUAUUCACAACUUUGACUGUGACAAAACGUUCUGGAGGAAACAUCCUACAGUCUGGAUGCUGAGGUUAAACCCUGCUGUUUUCAUUUGUUGACAUAGCCAAAAGCAAAAUUGAAAAUGGGUUUGUAAACGAGAGGCUACAGCUGCUAUGGCAACAGGAAAACAGCAGGGUUAUCCUGCAGUAAAACUGAUGCAGGGCGCCAUUUUGGUGCUAUUGUGACGUCACAUCUCAAAGCCAGAUCUGGUGGGCUGUGACUGAAGACCUGCACACUCAUUUGUUUCAAAGCUAAACGACUUCAAAAGAUAAUGUUAAACAUUCCAUACCAGAAAAAAACAUUUACUAGUUUUUACUGGUGUAGCAGACAAGGCUUUGGAGCCUUGUGGAUUUCUGUACCGUAUAUGAUUCUUAUUCAUAGCAUUUGCACUUGCUUUUUAUCUGUGAACACGGUUAGUCGUGGGUUAUGUAUUGGCUAAAAUGUUUUAUUUAUACAGGAAACGCGUUAAUGUAUUUUGACAUUAAAACUUUGUAAUAGCUUUAUAUUUAUUUGCAGAAAACAUAUAUUAUCUGUAUUGCUCUUAAAGUGAUACUGACAUUAAAAGAAUAUUAUUGAAAAUAUUAAUGUACGUCAAAGGUUACCCAUAGCUCAUGUUGAUCGUUUUUCACUACUAGAGCUGCUUUUGUAAGGGAUUGUUACUUGACGUUCCUAAACCUGACUGUUUUGCCAACCUGAUUGUCUCUUGUCAGUUAGAGUUUCUAAUGCUAACGGACUCAAAUAUGGCAGCACCCUCAGAGAGGAACAUGGGGGAUCAAAUGGGUAAUGUAAAAGUAUCGUAAAUGGGAAAAUUAUAGAUAGCAUGCAAAGACAAUAUUAUGAUAGAUGUAAAAAAAAAGUUUAAUUUCUGGUGUCAGUAUCUCUUUAACAAGUUAGUUACCUUUAGAGAGAACCCAUAGCACAAUGCAAACAUGCAUCCUUUUUUCUGAAGCUUUAUCCUUAGCAUAUUAAAGAACUGUAACUCGAACAGUUAUUUUUAUUGAUUAGUAUUAUAAGUUAUGAAAGUAAUUAUUUAGUAUUUAGCCUUCUGUUAUCCUUGUGACCUUAUAAUAAAUAGGCCAGGCGGUGUACCCAUGCAGGGACCAUAUCCAGGAACCGCAAAACAGUAUAUGUUUGUACAGUAGUCAAUAAAAUUGUACAGUAUUUUUUAUAGAUAGACUUUGGUCUGCAAUAAAA